Messenger RNA from Choloepus didactylus (southern two-toed sloth), 4736 nucleotides. It is a transcript of the gene OPRK1, whose product is annotated as opioid receptor kappa 1. The record is from RefSeq and is a predicted model, not a curated record. Gene Ontology annotation, biological process: neuropeptide signaling pathway; sensory perception of pain; G protein-coupled opioid receptor signaling pathway. The coding region runs from base 218 to 1360 and encodes 380 amino acids. The transcript is spliced from 4 exons. NCBI's taxonomy places the organism in Eukaryota, Metazoa, Chordata, Mammalia, Pilosa, Megalonychidae. Gene Ontology annotation, cellular component: neuron projection; membrane. Gene Ontology annotation, molecular function: dynorphin receptor activity; neuropeptide binding.
CCCUCCAGCCAGAGCGUGGACCCGGUCUGCGGCCGAGAGCCGGCGGGAGCGGCAGCUGCGCGACGACCCUAAGGACCCAGCGGACCCCGGGCUGGCCCGGAGCGCGUGACUCGGGACCGGACGGGGCGCCCCUCUGUACCACCCUGCGCGGCGCCGGGAAGCCAGAGGCCCGCAGGUGCAGCUCUCUCUCCUCGCCCUCCAGUCGCAGCCACCGACCAUGGAGUCUCCGGUGCAGAUCUUCCGCGGGGACCCGGGCCCCUCCUGCGCCCCGAGCGCCUGCCUGCUCCCCAACAGCAGCAGCUGGUUCCCAGGCUGGGCCGAGCCGGACGGCAACGGCAGCGCCGGCGCCGAGGACGCGCCGCCGGAGCCCGCGCACAUCUCCCCGGCCAUCCCGGUCAUCAUCACCGCCGUCUACUCCGUGGUGUUCGUGGUGGGCUUGGUGGGCAACUCGCUGGUCAUGUUCGUGAUCAUCCGAUACACAAAGAUGAAGACAGCAACCAACAUUUACAUAUUUAACCUGGCUUUGGCAGACGCGUUAGUUACAACCACCAUGCCCUUCCAGAGCACCGUCUACCUGAUGAAUUCCUGGCCUUUUGGGGACGUGCUGUGCAAAAUCGUCAUUUCCAUUGACUACUACAACAUGUUCACCAGCAUCUUCACCCUGACCAUGAUGAGUGUAGACCGCUACAUAGCCGUGUGCCACCCCGUCAAGGCAUUGGACUUCCGCACGCCCCUGAAGGCGAAGAUCAUCAAUAUCUGCAUCUGGCUUCUCUCAUCAUCCGUUGGCAUAUCCGCCAUCGUCCUUGGAGGCACCAAGGUCAGGGAAGACGUGGACGUCAUCGAGUGCUCCUUGCAGUUCCCUGAUGACAGUUACUCCUGGUGGGACCUCUUCCUGAAGAUCUGCGUCUUUGUCUUUGCCUUCGUGAUCCCCGUCCUCAUCAUCAUCGUCUGCUAUACCCUGAUGAUCCUGCGCCUGAAGAGCGUCCGGCUCCUCUCGGGCUCCCGAGAGAAGGAUCGGAACCUCCGUCGGAUCACCAGGCUCGUCCUGGUGGUGGUGGCCGUCUUCAUCAUCUGUUGGACGCCCAUUCACAUCUUCAUCCUGGUGGAGGCUCUGGGCAGCACCUCCCACAGCACGGCCGCCCUGUCCAGCUACUACUUCUGCAUCGCCCUGGGGUACACCAACAGCAGCCUGAACCCCAUCCUCUACGCCUUUCUGGACGAAAACUUCAAGCGGUGUUUCAGGGACUUCUGCUUCCCCGUGAAGAUGAGGAUGGAGCGGCAGAGCACCAGCAGAGUCAGAAAUACGGUUCAGGAUCCUGCUUAUCUGAGGGAUGCUGACGGAUUGAAUAAACCAGUAUGACUAGUCGUGGAGAUGUCUUCCUAUAGUUCUCCAGGAAGAGAGGAGUUCAACGAUCUAGGGUUAACCCAGAUCACAACUGCAGUCUGAGAUGGGGAGAGAGGAUUUCUAGUAAACUUUGAAACUCUCUUGGUCUGAAGUUCUAAGGUGUAGGCUGCUUUCGUCGGCCAGGUCAAUGGAAGCACAAAGGCCAAAGAGGGAUUGAGUACAAAAGAUACAAAAGAUCUGAUUGAGUCCGGGCAAGGACAGCUCUCCCAGGCAGAGAAAUAAGGAAGACUUCCACUUCCUUUAAUGAACAAAGAAACAAGACUUCUCCUUCUGGCUACCUAGAUUUAAUUCAGCACCCAAUGCUGUGGCCUUCAGAUGCAAUGCAGUUUUAAAAUCUCUGUUUAGCAAAAAGGGGAAAACAUUUUUUUUUAAAAGCGCUGGUCUUGGAGCUUGGUGGCUUCCAAUCCAGAGACUUAACGUUGAUAGAAACAACCCCUAAAAGAAGGACAACCAUACCCAGGGCUCUAGCCCAGCUUCCUAUGAACUCAGUGGACAUGCUUUUGUGGGGCUGUGGGUGAAAGUGUCAGCUUAGUUAUGACUCAGACCCACACACACUGGAGGUGUUUGAUGUCCCAGUAAAGAAUUUAUCUCGAUGCUCAUGAAACUAUUUAAAUAUGCAAAAGGUGGUUUCCAACAGUUUACUUUCUUGAUAACUAUGGGUGGGUUUUCUUAGCUUAUUAUUCUGAUAAAUAAUCUCAUAAUAAGGCAUGUCCUAAUGUCAAGAAACAUAAAGUACUUUAAAUACCACCUUUGGUAGAUAGAGUUUCGUCUGUAAAUAGAGUAUAUGAGCAAAUGAGGAGGGAGCAUGCCUUCCAGCCAGGCAAUUUCCCAAGGGUGCGCUGAUGAUGUUCCUGAGUUACUUGGAGUUGAGGCUAAGGCACUUUGCUACAUGAGCUGCUCUCUGGGAGCCAGUCCCAGCCCCGUCUGCCUUGGACAGCUGGACCAUUUUGUCCUUCAUCAGGGCUCACUGUGCAUGUGCCAGCACACUGUCAAUGCUGGUGUAGCAGUGGGCAGAGUCUAGUUCAUUUGCUGAUCUCCUUAUGAAUAUAUAGCUAUUGCCAGGUUCCCUCCAUUCAUGGAGAGGAGGGCAUUUAACUUAUGGGAAUCUCAGGAUAUUAUUUUGUGGCUUUCAGCAGAAAGUAGUGCAGUCCCAAAAAGUGUGCUGAAUGAGGACAUUAUGGGACUCACGGCCAGGACCCACCUUGAACUGUGUUCUGCAAAGAGCUGGUGUCCUGGAGAUAAUGCCAUCAGCAGCACAUUUAGGGUAAUUUCACUGAAACUUCCAGAUGACAAAUAAAUUCCCAUUUUCCCCCUGAAAUGUGGUUUCAGAGGUAAUGGCUUUUUCUGUGAUUUUCUUGGGCAGAAAAAGAGGAUAAUUUAGAAAUAACAUCAAUCUCUUCUUUAAGCAUAGUAUGUCAUGUGGGCAACGCCCUCUGGAAUUUCAUAGUAAAAUUACAUGUACAGACCUAAAUAACUCUAGACAUCACUAUGUCUAUAAGUUCUAUUCACUGUCUGCUUUCUCUCUCUUGUAUAUACUGUCCCCUUUUGAAAAGAAAAUCUUACAUUGAAAGUUUUACACAUGGCUUCAGAAUUUUACUAUAAUCAUGUUGGUUUAUUGAGAUGUUAGAUUUUCAUGGCACUAACAGAUGAUUUAAGGCAGCGUGGCAGGAUUUUUUCUUAAUUGAAAAUGAGGAGCUCUUUUGGGCAUUUCUUCCUGAAAAUUUUUAGGUGUCCUUAUAUUCUUAGAAAUAAAUGCAGAGAAGAAUGGCUUAAAUAUUUGUUGAUGUUGGCCCCAGAGUUUAAAAUCUUGGCUAUCAUAUAGGAGGGAUAUGAUAUCUACAUAGAGGGUAUUUCUAGGAAUAAAUCGUAUGGAAGUAUAGGGAAUAUAUAACUUCUUUAGGGAAGAGUAAAGUCCAGGAGAUUGUCAUGGUGGGUUUUUAUGCAGUCUAAAAAUAUAGCGGAGCUAUAAUUGUGGGAGGAAACUGUAGUAAUUUUUUUCCCUUUAAGUUAGCUCCCACAUGCCCUUGUGGCAGUGGCUAUUGGAGUCUGGGCUUUGCUUGGGUAUCCUGCAUCUCUUCAUAUCUAAGUGUGCAGCCAAAGGAGAGAGGGAUGUAGCUCUCAGUGCCCAGGAGGGUAUUCCAAGUUCCUGCAUUAUGGUUAGCACCAGUUUCCCCAAACUAAAAGGGGGACAGAAGAUGGAUAGGGCAUUUUAGAACAUGUCAUUGAAAGAAUGAUGAGAUGAAUUGUAUAAAAUGAGUACAUUGAAAAAUACAGCUCACUCAGCUGUGUUUCUUUCAAGAGUGUGUCAGUAUGUGUGACUGUGUGUGUGUUUUACUAACAUGAGACAGUGGUCAUAUUUGUCCUAAGUUCAUCGUUCCAGACAAUGCAUUUGUCCGAGCCUGUGGUGUCUGAAAUCUUUCCCAUUUCUUGAUGUUCCUUCUCUCUCCCUUCAACAAGGAGGACACUGUCUGCUGUGUCUCUCUCAGACCAGCAUGUGGCUAACCUUGGGGUCAACUCUCUGGAUUACCUCUUUCUUUCCACCUUGGUUACCACUCCAGAAAGAUAGGACUUAGUGAAGGGUCAGGAAAAGUGCCGAGAAAUGGAAUCACAUUUUAGGAGGCGGCAGCAAGGAUGGAAGCCCGUAACUCUAACUGGGAGGGCAGUGUAUAAGGCUUCUCUUAUGAACCUUAGAGUAUCCCCUAAAGGAUGUCCCCCUACAUCCCCUUAAGUUGAAAUUCCAGGUUAAGUACUAAAGAGUAAGCAUGGUUUGGAAAAAUACUUGGAAAAAAUCCAGGAACAUUAACAUAAAUCCUAAGAAUUUGGUUUGCAUUCUAUGACAUAUUACUGAAAAAUAAAAUUUCUUAAAUUUAUAGAACUAUGGUCAGAUGCUUUAUAAAUCUUUCCUCUAGUAAUGGGGCAUCAUCAUAUGAAUAACUGGAAUAAAAGGAAUACAUUUGAAUGGCUUUAAAUUAGAGUUUGUUGGAAGAGAGAACUGUGGCAAGGUUGUUUGUCCAUUCAGUGAGAUUUAUUUGCUAAGUGAUAAUUGUUUGGAUGAUUCUGCAGAACUAGGAAUACCCCACCCAAAAAGGACAUUUAUCUGUUUGCUCUAAGGCAGUUUUCUUCUCUGAAGUGAAGGCAUAUUCAUGUUUGAAUCCUUUCCUGUUAAGUGUAUGAUUUAUAUCCUGUAUUUUUAGGUGAUGAUAAUCAUACAUUGUAUAUAUAUGAUUGUGUGCCUUGCAAUAAAACCAAAACUGUACUUGUUAAAACUCACAACAGCCAAUAGUGGUGAAUCAUUUCUUCUUUUUGUGGCUUCUGUAUGGCUACAGCAAGA